This is a messenger RNA of Spodoptera frugiperda (fall armyworm), 5037 nucleotides long. RefSeq names its product histidine decarboxylase (gene Hdc). Gene Ontology annotation, biological process: L-histidine catabolic process; histamine biosynthetic process. The coding region runs from base 88 to 2793 and encodes 901 amino acids. The transcript is spliced from 19 exons. The record is from RefSeq and is a predicted model, not a curated record. Lineage: Eukaryota; Metazoa; Arthropoda; Insecta; Lepidoptera; Noctuidae. Gene Ontology annotation, molecular function: histidine decarboxylase activity; pyridoxal phosphate binding.
UUACGACGCACCCUGUGCAUCACUAGUUACUUGACAAAUAGUGCCUGUGUCUGUUUUUAAACGUCUUACAAAAAUCUACAUAAUACAAUGGAGCACACAGAAUUCAGAGUUAAGGCCAAAGAGAUGGUGGACUACAUAGCCGACUAUCUGGAGAACAUUCGCGAUCGUCGAGUGUACCCCAGCGUGCAGCCUGGCUACCUCCACAAGCUGCUGCCGAAGGAAGCCCCCCAAACUCCUGAGAAAUGGGAUGAGAUCUUCAAGGAUGUUGAUGAGCAUAUCAUGCCUGGGCUGGUGCACUGGCAGAGCCCUCACAUGCACGCCUACUUCCCGGCCCUGACCUCGUACCCAUCCAUCAUGGGAGAGAUGCUGUCCAGCGCUCUGAACGUGCUGUGUUUUACCUGGGCAUCAUCCCCCGCUGGGACGGAGUUGGAGACGAUAGCGAUGAACUGGCUCGGCAAGCUGCUGGGUCUACCUGACUGCUUCCUCAACGAGAAGAACGAUAGCCCUGGUGGUGGAGUUAUUCAGACUACUGCAAGUGAAGCAACCCUGGUGAGCCUCCUGGCAGCUCGGACCAGGGCUCUGAUGGAGCUCUCCAAGUUGAACCCUGAGGUCCAGUCAGCUGAGCUGCUGGGCCACCUCAUCUGCUACUGCUCCGAUCAGGCUCACUCUUCCGUGGAGAAAGCUGGGCUCAUUGGUCUAGUCCGUAUGCGGUACAUCGAGUCGGAUGAGCACCAGAGCAUGAGAGGAGAUCAGCUAGAGAAGGCCAUCGCCAGUGAUAAGGAGAAGGGGCUCGUUCCCUUCUGGGUAUGUGCAACCCUCGGCACUACCGGUUCGGUGGCGUUCGACAAUCUCCGUGAGAUCGGGCAGGUGUGUGAGAAGCACGGCGCAUGGCUUCAUGUGGACGCCGCCUACGCAGGCAGCGCCUUCACGUGCCCAGAGUAUAGGCACUGGUUAGAUGGUGUGGAGUUGGCGGAUUCCUUCGCCUUCAACCCCUCGAAGUGGCUGAUGGUCAACUUUGAUUGCACCGCCAUGUGGGUUAAGGACAGCACUGCACUUCACAGGACCUUCAAUGUAAAUCCUAUUUAUUUGAGGCACGAGAAUUCAGGAAAAGCAAUUGACUAUAUGGUCGGCGACAAACAGGCAUACAUCAAGAAAAAACCGCUAAGGAAAAUAAACAACAUUAUCAAAAGCAUUGAUAAUCCCACUAUCACCAUCAAUGGACAGAAAAACCAUACAGUUAUAGAAUUACAAACACCAAAACCCCAAAAUGGCAUAAAUGGUGAUUACCAAAAUGGUGAGGACAUAAAUGGGGAUGACGAAAAUGGGGAUUAUGGAAAUGGUGGUUUCAAUGGUGAUGAUGACGAUAGCACUCUUCAUGGUUAUAACAAAAUAUCGCAGGGUUGUGGCGAUCAGAUCCAAUUGGAAGAUCCUGAUAAGAAGGAAAUGCUUCAUUGGCAGAUACCUCUGAGUCGUCGUUUCCGCGCCUUGAAGUUAUGGUUUGUGCUCCGUAACUACGGUGUGUCUGGCAUACAGAAGCAUAUUCGGGAGGGCGUGCGUUUGGCGCAGAAGUUUGAGGCUCUGGUGUUGGCUGACCAACGCUUUGAAAUACCCCAGCCAAGGAAUUUGGGAAUGGUGGCGUUCCGCCUGAAAGGAGACAAUGCGUUGACUGAAAGGUUGCUGAAGCGCCUGAACGCUCGCGGCUACAUGCACGCCGUCCCAGCCUGCUUCAAGGGCAUCUACGUCAUCAGGUUCACCGUCACCUCCUCCAGGACCACCAACCAGGAUAUCUUGGAUGAUUGGAACGAGAUCAAGACCGUGGCUAAGGAGAUUCUAAUGGAUGUGUUUGGCUCUGAGAACGGCAACAUUGUGGUGCCUAAGAAACCAAGGAUUUCUCUGAAGGAGACCCGUGAGCUAAACGCUACGUUCGGUACCAGCCUACUCCUGGCAAACAGUCCCAUGAGUCCUAAGAUCGUCAAUGGCACCCACGCUGCCAUCUGUGACUACGAACAGGUCCUGACAUCCUGCGCUCAGACCUUCGCUCAACUGAAAAUGGAACCUAAGGAUAGUCCUGAAAUGCGUCGCCGCAUCCGAGGCAUCAAGAUGUGUGGGAAGAAGUUCUCCCUCGACUCUUGCAUGGACAUGGUGCAGGGCAUGAUGGUGGAACAGUCUCUGCCACAGUGUUGUGAAGAUGAAAGGGAGGACACUUCCAACGGAUCCAGCCCCGGUGACAAGUCUUCAAUCUCAUCAUCACCACUGACAUCUAUCGGCACAAUCAAGCAAGAACAUUCCGAGACAAACCAACUCCAAGUACCACUAGCGCCAUCUAGGCAGUACAGGUCGAAAUCCGUGGACGUCUCACUCGCCGGCUUGUCGCUAGAUGACGCUAAAAUAACAAUUGACGUUAAGAACAAUGAAAUUAUAAUCACGCCAACUGGUUCUAAGGACGUAGCUGAAGAAUUGUCGGCUGCUAAGUCGAACUACAGCGAAAUUGAAGAGAAAUUAAAUAUUGGCGAUAAAAUAACGCAAGCGUUUGAGAAUUUCCAAGAUGGCCUCCAAAUGUUGAGUGAGUAUAAAAAUACUGUUGAGAAAGCAGAGGAUUGUAACACUAAGUUGACUAUCAGAGGUCCCGGGAGUUACAUCAAGAGGUUGAUCCAACAGUUUAGUGAGGGUCCCUUCGAGGGAGAGGACCCUAAGCCUGAGUCUGAGAGGGCCAUGUCUACUCAAACGAUUAAAGAUAAAGCUGACGCCAUUUGCAAAAAAUGUUUGCAUUACAAGGGAAAGAUUUCGAAGUAAUUUCGCUGUGGUUCGAUCGUUACUUGCCAAAAAUUUUAUUUUGAAAUAUUAAUGAACAAAUUAUUUUAUAAAUGUCUCACAUUUUCGUGUCAUAACUAUCUUGAGAAAUAUUUAAUUAAUUUUAUUGUACGGCUUAUCCACAUAACUGUUUGAGAGCGUUACUCGACUAAUUUCCAGCUACACUUGGAACCCAUAAUCAUGAGCGUACGUGAGUAAGCCGUACAAUUACUUAAAUAUUACAAAAAAGUAAUAAUUGUAAAACCUGUAAAAUGAUCAGCUGCCUAUGUAUUGACAAUAUUAUUGUAAUGAUUACAGAUAACAAGUUAUAAAAAUAUAGCAAAAUAUGUAAUCUAUACAUUCUAUUAUAACUUUCGUGAGACAUGCUAAAUUAAUUAUAAUGUUAUCGGCUUACUCACAUAACUGUUUGACGAGGAACUCGCCUAAUUUCAAGUCAUGCUAGAGACUCAUAUUUAUGAGCAAUAUUCCGCGACAUACGACGCGGCGAUUGUCUAGCUGCUAUAUGCUACUCAUGAAUAUGAGCCUCUCAUGGCUUGAAACUAGUCGAGUUCCUCGUCAAACAGUUACGUGAGUAAGCCCAUAACAUAAUAAUUAAAUUAUACAUUCAUUAUACAUCAACGGUGUGGGAUAAGUAUAAUAUAUAAUUUUAAGUUACUGCACAAGAAUUUGCUUAUAAUAGGUAAUCAUUAUUUCUGUAUAAAUAUCAUUACCAUUAUAAUAAUAUAACUAUUGAACAUGUUAAUCUUAUAUAACAAAAAAAAAGAUUUUGCGCUGAUGUAUAAAAUGUAGAGCGUAAUUAUAUAAAAAAAUAAUAAUCCUUAAAAUGUAGUGAUUAUAAUCAAAUAUGAGUAGAGCAAUAUUAACGCUUAUACAUAUAUUUGAAUUUUCGUGAUAAUUCGUACUUAUAAUAAGUAUAAAAAAUAUAACAUCAUUAAUAUAACAAUUAAUGUAGAAAAUAUAAAAAAAUAUGACAUUGUUAUAUUCAUGUUAUAAAUAAGACUUAUGCAUAAAUAAUUGUUUAUUCAAAAUUAUUAUUGGAAUUAUAAAAAUUAUAUUAUAAUAAAAAAUUAUACGUAGAAUUAAGUAAAAGGGAUGAUGACGGGGUAUGAAAAUUAAAAAUCUAUUUAGUCCGUCAGUUAGGUAAUGAAAAAUAUUAGACACGUAUUUUUUUGUUAUAUUAUUAAGUUGGAUAACACGAAUUAAAGUUUAGGAGUGGGAGCAAAUAUGUCAUUUCUACGUAUAAAAUGUACCUAGAAGUGACGUCACGCGAUAUUUCAAAAGUAUUUGUUUCCGUAAGAAAAUAAAAAAUACGUGUCUAAUAUUUUAAAAUAAUCUACAAGACGGACAUUAAAAUAAAAAAGAGUCAUCUACCCUAUUGUAUCAAUUUUCACAUUUAUUAAAAUAUUAUUUAGAAAUAUACUGCUGUGCACUAUCAAUAAAAAAUAUAUACAAACGUUUAAAAUGCAGUAGAAAAUAUAUAUAAAUACAAAUAUAAUAUAAUUAUAUAUUUGAAAUUAUAAUUGAGGCUUAUAAUGGAAGAAAAAAUAUUAUACAUAUAACAAAGUUUGGUUUAUCAAUCAAUGUGUUAAAAAAGUAAUAUAUAAUUUAGAUUAUAAUUUUUAAAAAGCUAAUUAUUUCACAAUUUGAUUUGGGUAUAAUACCUAAUAAUAUGUAUCACACAAGGGGAUCUCUGACUUUUUAUUCAUAUUUUGGUUUUAUUUUAGUUAAAACUAUUUCUUGAUGGUCGCAAGUGCGACUGCCGGACAAAGGCUCUCGGUUUCGAUUCCCGAGUCGGGCAAAGUACUUAUUACUGGUUUUUUUUCGGUUUUUCGAACAUUUCUUAAUAGUUUGGAAUAGUACCUGGUAUAUGGCAAUAGGCUCACCUCCUAUUACAUGGAACUUAUAACACAAAUGGUGAAAAGUAUGCAUCUCUGCUUACCCCAUCGGGGAUAAAAGACAUGACAUUGCAUUGCAUAUUUCUUGGUUUUUAUAUGGAAUAAUAUAAUAUGAUUUGUAUUGUAUUGUAUUAGAUUAAAUAAUGGUUAUAAGUGCUGAUAUUUAUAUUGUAUUCUUUGAUCAGCUUAUAAUUAUGGUAUAUUAUAAGAAUUGUAACUGUAAUAAAUACGUAUACUUAGGCUAUAGGCAAAUAGAAACAAAAUGUAUGAAAAAAAUGUAUUUUUAGCUUUAAUCUUAUGUUCAAUAAAAUAUAUGUGUUAUGAGGCAUUA